Vitis riparia (riverbank grape) is the source of this 1840-nucleotide messenger RNA. RefSeq names its product renalase. The record is from RefSeq and is a predicted model, not a curated record. The coding region runs from base 54 to 1457 and encodes 467 amino acids. Lineage: Eukaryota; Viridiplantae; Streptophyta; Magnoliopsida; Vitales; Vitaceae. The transcript has 8 exons.
AGCUGCAAUGCGUUAAGACUUAAAGAGCGCUUUUGCCACCAAAUUACAGAGCCAUGGCCACCUUCUCCACCACACUCCCCAAGACCCUGACUCUUACCCUAGUUUCAGGCUCCCUAUCGAAACCCAAUCCCAAGAAAGCAAGCUCCAUGCAAGGCCAAAAACCCACUUCCAGAAAGCCAAGAAAAGCAUCUUACGGCGCUUCUCGGAAGUCGAUUCUCAAGAAAUCCUUCAACCAAGAGCAGGUCAUGUUCACCGCUCCGCUACCCGAUGACCCCGCUGUCGCUAUCAUCGGCGGAGGAAUGGCGGGUCUCAGCUGUGCUCUGUAUUUGGAGAAAAGAGGGGUUCGGUCCACGGUGUUCGACACGGGGGUUCAUGGGCUGGGAGGAAGGAUGGGAACUAGAAUGAUUGAUCCUCAGUCAUUGAUCUUUGAUCAUGCGGCUCAGUUUUUCACUGUGGGUGAUCCUCGGUUUGCUCAGUUGGUUGAUGGAUGGUUGGAGAAAGGUUUGGUUCAACAGUGGCAGGGUAUGAUUGGAGAGCUUGAAGUAGGUGGUCAGUUUGUUCCUCUUCCUUCUCUCCCUCCAAGAUAUAUAGGUGUCAAUGGAAUGCGCCCUCUUGCAGAUUCAAUACUGUCUCAGACUACUAUGGUGAAUGUGGUAAGACCUUGCUGGAUAAGCAAACUUGAUCCAUUUAAUGGGAUGUGGCACUUGAGUGAGAAUGGAAAACCUCAUGGGCAGUAUGAUGCAAUUGUUAUUGCGCAUAAUGGAAAAUGUGCUAAUCGCUUACUUGCUUCAUCCGGUUUACCACUUGUUGCAAGGCAAAUGAAGAAGCUGGAACUGAGUUCUAUAUGGGCCCUUCUUGCAGCGUUUGAGGAUCCACUUCCUAUUCCUUUUGAAGGAGCUUUUGUAAAAGGGGUUGAUUCUAUCUCAUGGAUGGCCAACAACACAAAGAAACUAUUGCAUUCACUGAGCAGUGGCCCUCACUGUUGGACCUUCUUCAGCACAGCAGCUUUUGGAAAGCGGAACAAGGUUCCUCAGGAAAAUAUUCCUACUGUUACAGCAGAGAAGGUGAAAGAAGCCAUGCUUGCGGGUGUUGAGACUGCACUAGGACAUUCAGCAGGAUCACUUAAUAGACCCUUUUACACCCGAGUGCAGCUAUGGGGUGCAGCUCUUCCCACAAACACUCCAGGUAUCCCCUGCAUUUUUGACCCUCAUGGAAGGGCUGGCAUAUGUGGUGAUUGGUUAAUGGGUUCAAGUUUGGAAGCAGCAUCCUUAAGUGGCAUGGCUCUUGCUAACCAUAUUGCUGACUAUUUCCAAAGUGGUGGAGCCCGGCCAGAUGAGUUUGCUGUUGGUUUACACAAUGAAUUUCAUCCACUUGAAGGGCAUGAUAUUGGGCAAUUUCCAGGAUUAGGAUCUAAAGAACAGACGGAUGAAGCUCAGGCAUAUCAACUUAGCACUUGAAUCACAUCAGGGUGGAGAGGAUUUUGCAGUUGUAACUUGGAAGUGGAAGUGCUUCCUAGAUUUGACUGAAUUCAAUCUCCUUUACUUCUGUCAUUUCUAUCUGGUGUGUCUCAUGUUAAUUUUUGCAUUAGGUGGUAGAAAUUGUACAAGCAAACAGUAGUUGCAGAAGAAACGACUCAUACAAACGUCUCCCUCUCAGCAACACAGGAUCACAGAUAUAUUAUUGGUAGCAAUGGAGUAUUCAAACUAGGGAACGAAUUACUCUGUGUCAAGCAGUUGAGGAAACUCAUCUCUCAUUAAACAUUUUGGCUGAUGGGUCCCUGUACUGUAUGUAUUUGGCCUGUUGUUUCUUUUUGUGAUGGUCCCUAUUUUUGAGUGUCCCU